Paramecium sonneborni is the source of this 689-nucleotide messenger RNA. Lineage: Eukaryota; Ciliophora; Oligohymenophorea; Peniculida; Parameciidae. The record is from the annotation of a GenBank genome assembly.
GAAAACUAAUUUGUUCUUAUUUAGAAAAAUAAUCAAAGGAUGAAAUUAUAUUCUCAUAAAAAUUAGAUUUAGAAAACAUGGUUUUAAAUACUCAUUACAUUCUAAUUCUUGAUGAUUCAGGUUCAAUGAAAGGGCAAAAUUGGACAAACGCCAAAAAUGGAGCAUUAAAAUGCAUAAAAUCAAUCAUGAAUCAAACCUUGGCUAAAAUUAGUGUAAUCAUUUUCAAUUAAGAUGCAAGAAUAGUUGUUGAAUGUUAAAAACCGGUAUUAUAAGAAAUUUCUAGAAAAAUUUAGUAUAAAGGAGGAAACACCUAAUUUGAACCUCCAUUUUAGAAGGCCCUAACAUUGAUUGAAAAAUAUCAAAAUUUUGAUAAGUAAGAAAUUAUCAAAUUUUUAGAAUUUAAAUAUUAUUUUACACUGAUGGACAUGCUGGCUAUCCUGAAAAUAUAAUCAAUUAAUUCAAUCUACUACCUGUAGAAAUCAGAUAAAUAAUUAACUUAGUGGCUUGCUCAGGAGAAACAAUAUCUAAUUCAUUGGCUCUUAUAAUAGAGAAAUUUUAAACUCAUAUGCAAAAUGCUGAACUCAGAAAUGCUGUCUUGCCUGUUGAUUUGUCAACCGUGUGGACAGAAGUAGUAAGUUAAAAUUUCCAUAAUUAAUUAGUAUGAGUCAUUUAUUCAUAUAUUAUCACAG